CCAAUUCGAAGCCGAAGCUCAAGCCAUGCAACCUGCCGAACCGCCUGUGCCACAGACACACCAGUUCCUGAGGCCCACCAUAGAGAUCGACAGAAGUGACAUCCUCCAUACGGCCAAGCCCGAGAUCGACGAAGGGGACUUCGGCGUGGGUCUGUCGUACACCAAGAUGACCGAGGCCGAGUUCGUGGCUCGGCUAAGCAUCCACGAAGCUGCCCGCACCGGGGACCUCCACGUCAUCAAGCUCUUGCUCAAAAGCGAUCCCAAGCGAAUGGAAACUGUCGAUGAACGAGGCUGGACGCCCAUUCACUUAGCAGCAGCAAACGGACACGCAGAGGUUGUGCGGUACCUGGCGGUUGAAGGCGCUGACGUGGCUGCUCUCGACCCAACAAGCUACACGGCGAUGCACUUGGCUGCGAUGAACGGUCACAACGCAUGCCUCGAGGUACUGCUGAAGGUGGGAGCCGACGUGGAUAAUAUCACUGCCGACGGCUUCACGCCCUUACACUUGGCCGCCCUCAACAACUACGCGGACUGCGUGCGCACGCUCCUUUCGUGGGGCGCCAACCUGGCGGUGGAAGGACGCGCUGGGCCGCACCGUGCAGGACAUGGUCGAGGAGUAUGCCCUGGACGACGUGUCGGCGCUGCUCUCCGGCCUCUGGGCGCACGUCGACAAGUACACGCAGUCUCGAAAGCAGAACGGGCAGUCAGGGAGCAGCGGCCGGAAGCGUUCGACCCGAAAGCUGGUGCAGAUGGCAGCAGCAGCCAUGGGCAAGCGGUGACCGCGGAAGCAAGCUCAUCGUGCCUUUCGACCUUCAGCCAUUGGGAUGAGGACUGGACCGCGCCACAAAGUGCGAACACUCCCGACAUAGCUGCAACCGAACUGCCAAGUACCCGGACCGGCUUGUCGGAAAUUGAGGUCGCGAUUACGGUACCACGCCGCCCACCAUACAAAGCGUUCAUUGACGCGCCACGCCGGCAGGCAUCGCGUCGCAUGGUAACCGCCAAGACACUGGCUAGCAUCUGAAGCCAGGAAACUUGUCCCAGUGAUCAUUGUUCACUACACGAACGUGGGGUGCUAUUCUGGACACACCCUUCCGCCGUGUUGGCGUUUUGGUCCACUCAAAUCUUGUCAACCAAUCAGAACUGACAAGAUGGCGAAUUUGACAAUAUGGCGGAAUUUGACAGCGCUCGGAUGACGACAAAAUUGGCUACCGAACAGCCGAGUCGUCAGCUGAGC
Messenger RNA from Dermacentor silvarum, 1237 nucleotides. Its product is annotated as ankyrin repeat and SOCS box protein 9. The transcript has 7 exons. NCBI's taxonomy places the organism in Eukaryota, Metazoa, Arthropoda, Arachnida, Ixodida, Ixodidae. The record is from RefSeq and is a predicted model, not a curated record. Gene Ontology annotation, molecular function: protein binding. Bases 26 to 1024 code for a protein of 332 amino acids.